UGAAAGCGGAGGUAUGGGGCCGGGGCGCCAAGCUCAGUGGGAUUCCCCUGCCCGGAACUCCCUUCCAAACUUCCGACCCCAACUCGGACGCCCGGUCUCCUGUGAUUACCCCGCGAAGCGGUUUGUUCAUUUCCACCCGCCCUUCUUCAGCAAUCACCAUCAGUACCAUCCACCUGCAAUGGCUACCAGAGUAGGUAGAGUCGAUCUUUGGUCGCAAAUUCUCGAAGCGGAUGACAGGGGAGGGGAAGAAAGAGACGCCUUGAGGAUUGGCGUUAUCUACAGAAGGAAGUCGGCCAAGCAAACCGGCAAGGAUGUUCAAGUGCCCGAGGACGUGGGUCGGAGGAGAGGAAUGGUGGGAAGGAGAAUCAGCUUGAUGCACCGUUCCCUUUCUACAAGAGGGAGGACGAGCAUUACAAUUUCAGAAAAUGAAAGCUAUAAGUCACAGUUUAUGAGACAGGAUCCUAAGAGGAAACCAAAACAAGCUGCUGGCAAUAAGAAAAAUAUUCAGCUAAUCCAGGAGUUUGUAACAGAGCAAGCUGCCUUUUUUAAAGAGGUUGAUUCCUUUGAUUUAGUAGAAGAAAGUCCCUCCCCCAAAAAUCUUGGACGAUGGGUUCAGGAACCUGGGGAAAAGCAAAUGCGUUUACAAGAUAUGAGAUCAGCUUUUCAUCCCGUUUUAAGAAAAUGGCUCCGUAAACAACCAGUUAGUUAUGGUUCAGCUUCCUUGACAGAUAUACUGGAAAGCCAGUUGACUCCUAAGCAUGAUCUUGGAGAUGCAGAAUCAUCUGAAGUGAGUGAUUCCUGUUCAGACAAAUUGAUGCACCAGUGUAGCAAUUCAAUUUCUCUGGGAUGUGGCAAAACAGGAGAAGAAAAUAGUCCUUCAAUAGACAAUAUCAUCAGAAGCAGCAGCAUUGUUGCUCAGAGCAAGGGCAAAGGAAAUGUCAAGAAGGUUCAAGAUGUUACAGAAAAUGGGGAAUGUGAAAAUGAUGAGAAAGAAAUAGAAGUGGCUGUUGAAAGAUUGUCCUUGUAUUCUUCAUCAUCAUCAUCCUGCCAACAUGUGAAUGCAUUCACCAAACUUCUAAAAUUAUGUGGGCAGUCAUCUCCCUCAACACUGUCAGAUGCAUUUUCUGAGUUCUGUCAUAUAACCAACAUAUCAAAAAUUGGAGAAGGUACAUAUGGUGAAGCCUUCAGGGGUGGUGGCUGUGUCUUCAAGAUAGUGCCCAUAGAUGGAGACUUCCUGGUAAAUGGGGAAGUUCAAAAGAGGUCUUCUGAACUGCUUGAAGAGGUUCUCCUUUCUCUUGCUUUAAAUUCACUAAGAGGACACCUAGGUGAAGAGAACAAGAAAAAUACAUGCAAAAAUUUCAUAGAAACAAAAGGAAUACGGGUAUGCCAAGGUGCUUAUGAGGAGUUUCUAAUCAAAGCAUGGCAAGAUUGGGAUCUAAAACACACAUCGGAGAAUGACCAUCCGGAGUCCUUCCCUAAGCAACAGUGCUAUGUGGUCUUCAUUCUAGAAGAUGGUGGCAAGGAUCUAGAGAGUUUUGUGCUCAAAAACUUUGAUGAAGCUCGAAGCCUCUUGAUACAAGUUACUGCUGCCUUAGCUGUUGCAGAGGUGGCUUGUGAGUUUGAACAUCGUGAUCUACACUGGGGCAACAUACUCUUAUCUCAUAAUUCAGAUGAAACAGUGGAAUUUGUUUUCAAAGGACAACAACUGCACGCCAGAACAUUUGGGCUCUCUAUAUCGAUAAUAGAUUUUACGCUUUCUAGGAUGAACAAUGGAAACUCUAUACUAUUUAUGGAUCUAGCUAGUGACCCAGCACUCUUCGAGGGUCCAAAAGGAGACAAACAGUCAGAAACAUACAGAAAGAUGUUAGAAGUAACCCAUGGAUGUUGGGAAGAGAGUUUUCCAAAGACGAACGUGCUGUGGUUGCAGUACCUGGUGGACGUUUUGCUCACAAAGAAAACCUUUGGCCAAACAACCAAGGAUGAACGAGAGCUCAGGUCGUUGAAGAAACGCUUACUCUCUUGCAAUUCAGCAGAGGAUGCGCUCACGGACAGUUUCUUUGAACCUUUAUGGAUUGAAGACCACAGCCCUGACAUAUCAAAAAAAUGAGAGAGAGAGAGAGAGAUCGGACUCCUGAGUUUAUGAAAUUUCACACGGCCUCUGCUAAGCAUUGGUUGUUGGAAAACCCAUACAAGACGGUUGCAGACGCUCUUGGAUGCGAUCAACCUAUGGCAAUAUAUCUUGUUCCCAAUUGAACUGUAUGAUGGGCGAGUGCAACAAAUUGGCUUUUGGUCAGGACGAGCCAUCUUUCUUUCCCCUUCCUUUGUCCCAGUAGAAAGUUGGAGGUGGAGCCAUAAACUAGGAGUCGCCUUAUCGUAAUUUUAAAUGGCUGCCAUCUCACUCUUGUGUAUAUGUGUAUGACUAACUUUUAUUGACCAGAAGUUGUAGAAUAUAUUGCAGGUCCCGCUUCAAUA
This is a messenger RNA of Nymphaea colorata (pocket water lily), 2472 nucleotides long. Its product is annotated as serine/threonine-protein kinase haspin homolog. The transcript is spliced from 15 exons. Bases 14 to 2107 code for a protein of 697 amino acids. Gene Ontology annotation, biological process: intracellular signal transduction; protein phosphorylation; mitotic cell cycle. Lineage: Eukaryota; Viridiplantae; Streptophyta; Magnoliopsida; Nymphaeales; Nymphaeaceae. The record is from RefSeq and is a predicted model, not a curated record. Gene Ontology annotation, cellular component: cytoplasm; nucleus. Gene Ontology annotation, molecular function: ATP binding; histone H3T3 kinase activity.